Molecule: messenger RNA, 801 nt
Organism: Selaginella moellendorffii
Lineage: Eukaryota; Viridiplantae; Streptophyta; Lycopodiopsida; Selaginellales; Selaginellaceae
Product: hydroxycinnamoyltransferase 1-like
Exons: 3
Coding region: 1-801 (266 amino acids)
Source: RefSeq, a predicted model, not a curated record
AUGAAACUGGUGACUGAGUUUCGCUGCGGAGGCGUGUGUGUUGCUUGGUCGUUUGAUCAUCUCGUCAUGGACGGCAGCUCGUUGUGGCAAUUCAUGUGUUCCUGGUCCGAGAUCUGUCGAGGCCUUUCCAUCUCCAUGCCUCCAACUCACGACCGGUUUUUCGAGCAGCAGCACGAGCAGUUCUCCAGCAUAACCCCGACCAGUUCCCUUUCAUAUGUCUUCGAGGAGGUUUCCAAUGGCAUGGAGGCCAAGAUCUUCGAGUUCGACGACGGGACUAUCGAGAGGCUUAAGUUCUUGGCGUCGGGUAGUUUCUCAGCGUUCGAGGUCGUGGCGUCACAGGUCUGGAUAGCACUUUGCAAGGCUCGCCAUCUUCCAGCAUCUCAGAAAACCAGCCAUCAGCUUCCACUCAACUGUAGAAGCCGGCUGAGCACUCCUCUCCUGGCGGGCUACUUUGGAAACUGUGUGUUCUGUGCGCUGGCCGAGUCCACAGCCGGGGAACUUGUGACUGGAGGCCUUCCAUUCACGGGAGCUGUUGUCCACGAGGCAAUCACGAGGAGUAACCCGUUCAGCAAAGGCGUGACAGAUGGUGUGGAUACCUGGGGUGGCAGCUCUCCAAGAUUUCCAAUGUAUAGUCUGGACUUUGGAUGGGGGAAACCAGCCGCUGUUCGACACGCUACGAAGCUGUGGAACGGCUUCUGCUUCUACGACCCGUCACCGAGAGGUGGGAAAGCCAUUGAAGUCACGGUGUUCCUUCCUCCUGAAACAAUGGCAAAGUUCAGUGAGAAAGUCAAAACGAAUUAA